UUUCUUUCAUAGCCUGGCGCUUGGCAGGCUCUCUCUCCCUUCCUCUCCUUCCCUAUCUCCCUCUCUUUUCUCCCAAGGCCCAUGUGCCCCUCCUUUUCUCGAUCCCCCUUUCUUCUCUGCUGCCCUUUAUUUCUACUCCCCACCCGCGCAGCUUUGCUCUCACUCUCCCCCACGGCUUCUCUGUAUUUGGAGCUUCCGGAAGCCACCGGCGACUCUCCCCUGGAGCAGCGUGACUGACACCGACUCUUUCGGGGGGAGGAGAAGGGGAGGAGGGCAGGCGGGAGGAGGGUGCGAGUGACCGAACACGGAUUUGCAUCGCCGAGAACAAAACCCCAAGACAUCCAAGCAGAAUGGCAGAGAUGCAGGGGCUGAUGGAAAGGCUGGAGCGGGCAGUCGGCCGCCUGGAGUUGCUGUCUGCAGCGUCACAUCGGUCUCCUGGGGACUGUGGGGAAAUGAACGGUGUCAAUGGAGGUGUUGCACCAUCAGUGGAAGCCUUUGAUAAGCUGAUGAAAAGUAUGGUGGCCGAGUUUUUAAAGAAGAGUAGAAUCCUUGCUGGUGAUGUGGAGACUCAUGCAGAAAUGGUGCAUAGCGCUUUCCAGGCCCAGCGAGCUUUCCUUCUGAUGGCCUCUCAGUACCAACAACCCCAGGAGAAUGAUGUGGCUGCACUUCUGAAACCAAUAUCGGAAAAGAUCCAGGAAAUCCAAACUUUCAGAGAAAGGAACCGGGGCAGUGCAAUGUUUAACCAUCUCUCGGCUGUCAGUGAAAGCAUCCCUGCUCUGGGGUGGAUAGCUGUGUCUCCCAAACCCGGUCCUUAUGUCAAGGAGAUGAAUGAUGCUGCCACCUUUUACACUAACAGGGUUUUAAAGGACUACAAACACAGCGAUUUGCGCCAUGUGGAUUGGGUGAAGUCAUAUUUGAACAUUUGGAGUGAGCUUCAAGCAUACAUCAAGGAACACCACACUACAGGCCUUACCUGGAGCAAAACAGGUCCGGUAGCAUCAACUACUUCAGCUUUGUCUGCCCUCUCCCUGGGGCCUGGCCAUCCUCCACCCCCUCCUCCCCCUCCUCCUGGGCCACCUCCACUUUUUGAGAAUGAAGGCAGAAAAGAGGAGUCCUCUCCUUCACGCUCAGCUUUAUUUGCACAACUUAACCAGGGAGAAGCGAUUACAAAAGGCCUCCGGCAUGUCACAGAUGAACAGAAGAUAUACAAGAAUCCCAGCCUACGGGCUCAAGGAGGACAAACUCCAUCUCCUACCAAAAGCCACAGUCCAGGCCCCAAGUCUCCCCAAUCUCAUUCCCCUCAGAAACAUGCUCCUGUGUUCGAGUUGGAAGGAAAGAAAUGGAGAGUAGAAUACCAAGAGGACAAGAAUGACCUGGUGAUUUCAGAGACUGAACUGAAACAAGUGGCUUAUAUUUUCAAAUGCAACAAGUCUACCCUACAGAUGAAAGGGAAAAUAAAUUCCAUUACAAUUGAUAACUGUACAAAGUUUGGCCUGGUGUUUGAUAAUGUGGUGGGCAUUGUGGAAGUGAUCAACUCCAAGGACAUUCAAAUGCAGGUAAUGGGGAGAGUGCCAACAAUUUCCAUUAAUAAGACAGAAGGCUGCCACAUAUACCUCAGUGAAGAUGCUUUAGACUGUGAGAUAGUGAGUGCCAAGUCAUCUGAAAUGAAUAUACUUAUCCCCCAGGAUGGUGAUUAUAGAGAAUUUCCUGUUCCUGAACAGUUCAAGACAGCGUGGGAUGGAUCCAAGUUGGUCACUGAACCUGCAGAAAUUAUGGCCUAACCUCCAGAGAGACCGAACCCCCUGAUCUGAAUCCCCGCAUCAAAAAACUAAACAAAAGGCAACAUUAAAGACCUAGAAGUUGUGGUAGCACCUAUUGCUUCAGUUUUGGCCUCCAACAAUUCUGUGCUGUAGAAACAGCAUCAUUUCUGACAUGCCUUCACAGGCAUUUUGAAGUAUUAACAUUUCUUCAUGGUUUGCCUUUCAUGUGAUUUGAGUUCCACAUGAUGAGUUAGGAGCAUUGCACAUUUAAAGGGAAAAAAAAAGAAUCUGUUCCCCUCAUACCAACACAGUAGCUGAUAGGUAAAAAUAUUGCAUGAUUCAUUUUUGCACUUACGUUUAAUUGCUAGUUGGAAAAUAAAACCUUUGAGAAUUUAAGAUGUACAUUUUUACCUUUUAGACAAUUUCAAUAUGAUGUAGUAGUAGUGUGCUCUGGAAAACUUACCAUUUUUUUCUUCUUAUUACUACAUGUUCACCUUUAUCAGCAUAACUGCUCUGUCAGAAUGAAUAAAUAUUUCGACCCUUAUUUUUACAAAAUUCCAUACUAAGGACCAUAUCCAGUUUUCUGGUCCUUGGAAGAGUUGUUUUCUUUAGUUA
Molecule: messenger RNA, 2375 nt
Organism: Rhinolophus ferrumequinum (greater horseshoe bat)
Lineage: Eukaryota; Metazoa; Chordata; Mammalia; Chiroptera; Rhinolophidae
Gene: CAP2
Product: cyclase associated actin cytoskeleton regulatory protein 2
Exons: 13
Coding region: 351-1781 (476 amino acids)
Biological process (GO): cytoskeleton organization; regulation of adenylate cyclase activity; cell morphogenesis
Cellular component (GO): cytoplasm
Molecular function (GO): actin binding; adenylate cyclase binding
Source: RefSeq, a predicted model, not a curated record